AUGGGACUUGGCGCUUGCUUUGGCCCUCCUUUGAGAUCUGGGGUCUUUUCUCCCCACCCCGGAGGCCCGGUGGGUGGAGGUGUUGGCGGGGAGGUGCCGGAUGGGGGUGUGGUGUGGUGUGGCGAGCGUACGGUGCUGUAUGCCAGAGUGGAAGUGUGGAAGGGAUGGUGUGCGGUGUGA
Messenger RNA from Plenodomus lingam JN3, 180 nucleotides. The record is from RefSeq and is a predicted model, not a curated record. NCBI's taxonomy places the organism in Eukaryota, Fungi, Ascomycota, Dothideomycetes, Pleosporales, Leptosphaeriaceae.